Micropterus dolomieu (smallmouth bass) is the source of this 6115-nucleotide messenger RNA. RefSeq names its product huntingtin interacting protein 1 (gene hip1). The transcript has 31 exons. Gene Ontology annotation, cellular component: extrinsic component of postsynaptic membrane; clathrin-coated vesicle; actin cortical patch. The record is from RefSeq and is a predicted model, not a curated record. Lineage: Eukaryota; Metazoa; Chordata; Actinopteri; Centrarchiformes; Centrarchidae. Gene Ontology annotation, molecular function: clathrin light chain binding; actin filament binding; clathrin-cargo adaptor activity. Bases 427 to 3471 code for a protein of 1014 amino acids. Gene Ontology annotation, biological process: endocytosis; actin filament organization; clathrin coat assembly.
UGUGGGCUUAUACCUAGACGGGCAGGGUGAGUUUUUUCUUUUUUCUUUUUUUUUUAUGUGGAGCAGCGGUGAAAUGUGCGGGUGUUAUUAGCGGCAGUCCUCUUGCGUUUGUCCUCCCAGACAGCUUCGGCUUCUCGGCGGUGGAUGCUUGAAGUCCUCGCCGAAAAGAGGGCACGCAGGGCUCACAGAGAAAAAGGAGAAGGGACGCGGAAGGAGGGAAAGAUAGGGGAGCAUUUUAAUACCAAAUCGGGACACAUGUUGAGCUAAAGGCCCGCUCCACCCCCCACCCCCCCCAACCCCACCUUCUCCCAAAUGCAUUUGUUGCCUCAAUCGCUUUCCCGUUACUAAUUACUCCGCGUUAGGAUAAAGCCAGCGGACCUCCUCUCCGGCUCCAAGGAUCCACACUCGCCGCUAUAAGGGACGAUCAUGGAUCUCAGUAAAAUUGCUGUCAGCAUCAAUAAGGCCAUCAACACACAGGAGGUCGCUGUCAAAGAAAAGCAUGCCAGGACCUGCAUCUUGGGGACCCAUCAUGAGAAAGGCGCCCACACUUUCUGGGCAGCAGUCAACCGGCUUCCUCUUUCCAGCAACGCGGUGCUCUGCUGGAAGUUCUGCCAUGUCUUCCACAAGCUGCUGCGAGACGGCCAUCCAAACGUGAUAAAGGACUCCAUGAGGAACAAGGCCGACUUAACCGAUAUGAGCAGGAUGUGGGGUCACCUGAGUGAAGGCUAUGGGAAGCUGUGCAGCAUCUACCUCAAACUGCUCAUCACCAAAAUGGAGUUUCACAUCAAAAACCCCCGUUUCCCCGGCAACCUGCAGAUGUCAAACAGACAGCUCGACGAGGCGGGAGAGAACGACGUCAACAACUUCUUCCAGUUGACCGUCGAGAUGUUUGACUACCUGGAGUGUGAGCUCAACCUCUUCCUGGGUGUAUUCAGCUCCCUAGACAUGUCUCGGUCGGUGUCGGUGACGGCAGCGGGCCAAUGUCGCCUGGCCCCCCUCAUCCAAGUCAUCCUGGACUGCAGCCACCUGUAUGACUACACCGUCAAGCUGCUGUUUAAGCUGCACUCCUGCCUUCCAGCAGACACUCUCCAGGGACACCGAGAUCGCUUCCAGGAACAGUUUAAGAAGUUAAAGAGUCUGUUCUAUCGCUCCAGUAACUUGCAGUAUUUUAAGAGGCUGAUUCAGAUCCCACAGUUGCCUGAGAACCCUCCUAACUUCCUACGUGCGUCUGCUCUGUCGGAGCACAUCAGCCCCGUGGUCGUGAUCCCCGCCGAGUCGUCAUCCCCUGAGUCAGAGCACGUGGUGGAGACAGACGACCUGGUGGACACGGACGUCCCCGUGUUGCCGCCUGCUUUGGAGACCAAAUUUGACGACCUGUUCGGCACCUCUGCUGCUAUCGACCCCUUCAACUUCAACAGUCAGAAUGGCAUGCGGAAGGACGACAAAGACCGUCUGAUUGAACAGCUGACGAGGGAGAUCCAGGCCCUCAAAGACGAGCUGGAGUCUUUCAGACUGGAGAGUGGUCGCUUGUGUCAGGCGCUGAGGGGGCGUGUCAGCGAGCUGGAGGCGGAGCUUGCCGAGCAGAGCCACCUGAGGCUGCAGGCAGCAGGGGAGAGUGAGUUCCUUAAGGCCGAGCUGGACGACCUGCGGAGGGUCCGAGAGGACACGGAGAAGGAGCAGCGGAGCCUGACAGAGAUAGAGAAAAAGGCCCAGGCCAAUGAGCAGCGCUACACCAAACUGAAAGAGAAGUACUCAGAGCUGGUUCAGAGUCAUGCUGACCUGCUGAGGAAGAACGCAGAGGUGACCCGACAGAUGACAGUGGCCCGGGCAGCACAGGAUGAAGUGGAGGCGGUGAGGAAAGAGAUGCAAGAGAAGGUGAAGGCGGCUCAGGAGGCUGCAGACCGACAGGAGAGGGACCAACUGGAGCAGCUUCAGGUGCUCCAGAGAGAGCUGGUGUCCAGCAAGGUGGAGCUGGACUCCCUGAAGACCACCAUGGCCUCGUCACAGCAGUCCAGUGAGGUGCUCAGCACCCAGCUGGCCGCACUGGAGUCUGAGAAGACGGAGUUGGUGCUGUCCUUGUCGAAGGUGGAGGCGGAGCUUGCUGUCCAGGGGGAGGAGCUAGAGCGAGUCCAGAGCUCACUGGCGACUGAGAGGGAGAGCGGGGUGAAGACAGCGGAAGCCCUGCAGAAUCAGCUCAACGAGAAGGAGAGCAGGGAGCAGGCGUUGGAGAGCCAGCUGGUAGCAGCUCGCUGGUCCAGCCUGCAGGCAGCCGUGGAGGAGGCUGAGAAGAUCAUCCAAGACUCGCUGGCUCAGAUAGACGACCCGGCACACAUCAGCUGCACCAGCUCUGCAGACUACCUGGCGUCCAGAUGUCAGGCCUCUUUAGACUGCAUGGACCGACUCCACUCAGCCAGAGAGGCCUUCAUGGCUGACAGCACAGGUGUAUCUGAGCUGGUGCGAGUGGUGACCCAGUGUGGCCACCUGGUGGGCGACACCAUUGUUCAGGGUAGUGCCACCUCCCACAUGGUGCCUGUGGAGCAAGCUGAUGCCCUGUCAGAGAGUGUGAAGGUGUGCGGUGCUGAAGCUCUGGCUCUGCUGGCCCACAUGAAGCAGCAGGACAGUCUGGCUGCAGCAGACAACAGCAAGCUGAAGGCGGCUCUGGAGGCCAUCUUGGCCACUGCAGAGAAACUGCGUCCUCGGGGUUUGGAGCUACAGCAGGGGGAGCUGGGCGAUCUUGUAGAGCAGGAAAUGGCUGCCACGUCCUCUGCUGUGGAAUCGGCAGCUGCCAGGAUAGAGGAAAUGCUCAACAAGUCUCGAGCAGUUGAUACGGGAAUCAAGAUGGAGGUCAAUGAGAGGAUUUUGGCCUCGUGCACAGAGCUGAUGCAGGCGAUCAAGGAGCUCAUACUGUCUUCCAAAGAUCUGCAAAGGGACAUCGUGGAGAGUGGCAGGGGGGCUGCCUCCAUGAAGGAAUUUUAUGCCAAGAACUCCCGCUGGACUGAGGGACUGAUCUCUGCUUCCAAAGCAGUGGGAUGGGGCGCCACCGUCAUGGUAGAUGCUGCUGAUAUGGUGGUGCAGGGCAAAGGGAAGUUUGAGGAGUUGAUGGUGUGUUCACAUGAAAUCGCUGCCAGCACAGCGCAGCUGGUGGCUGCCUCUAAGGUAAAAGCAGACAAAGAUAGCAGCAACCUGCACCGUCUGCAGCAGGCAUCCCGGGGCGUCACACAGGCCACUGCGGCUGUCGUGGCCUCCACCAAGUCUGGGAAGUCCCAGAUUGAAGAGACAGAUACAAUGGACUUCUCCAGCAUGACUCUCACCCAGAUCAAACGACAAGAGAUGGAUGCACAGGUCCUGGUCCUGGAGCUGGAGACCCGUCUGCAGAAGGAGCGAGAGCGUCUUGGCGAGCUGAGGAAGAAACAUUACGAGCUGGCUGGGGUAGCAGAGGGCUGGGGCGAGGGAGAAGAGGGCACAGGUUGAGACCUGCCGCCCCCGUCGUCCCCCUCCUCUACCAGAAGACCUGCUUCUGUCUGCCUCUUUCUAUUUAUACACACUUUUCACUUGUCUCUCUCUCAUUAUUUCUUCUCUCUUUUUGUUUUUGUUAUCUAAGCCAAAUUAAAAGGUGCUUCUUUUCUAAACCUGCUUCUCCACCCAUGUCUGAAAGCUUCCAUUAAAGGACAGCACCAAGGGCUCAACGACGGUGGGGAAGGGGCCACAAAGGGAGGAACAAAUGGAUGUCGGGAGUGGGGUGGCGGGAUCCUCUCCCCCCCAGGACUGUGUUGGUGAAAAGCUAUUGAAAUGAAGUGGAUCCGUAUUUAUUGUCUUUUUCUUCCCCGGUUCUUAUAAAUGCUGCUCCAUCGAGGAGUCACAGCGGAGACGCUAUGAGCACAAGUUCUACUCAAGACAUCCCAGGAUGCACUGCACAAGGGUCAAGCUCUCAGCAGAAAGAGGGGGAGAUCAGUGACUGUCCUACCCCAGCCCCAAAACCAUGUCUCUGUGUAACAGAUGGCAUGCAUGCUCUCCUACUAAAACAACACUAAAGCUGAGGGAGCCCGAGCUGCUCCUCAUCUGUCUUUAUCUUCCCCUCCCUCGUUUCUUCCUAAUCUUUUCUCACUGUGCGUUAUCACCUUAUUAAGUCCGUACCGCUUCACUGGCUGGUUCACUGGACUUUCUGCCUUUCAACUGUCCACCAUUACAACGACUGUGACUGUUAACUGGAGCCGACCCCCACUUUUUUUUUUUCUUUCCAACAGACGCUUAUAUGGAAACUCUUAAAACCGCUCCAACCUGUCAGAGUUUUUUUGGGGUUUUUUUGCUCUUAACAGUCUUCUCCCAGUUUGCUUUGAGACUGCCAACUACCUCAUGCUACAUCAUCAGAGGUAGCGGUGCAUCAUGGGAAGGUCUGUUGAGAGAGAACCAUUGGCUAAACACUAAUGACAUGGGAUCUUUUUGUUUUUUUCCUUUUUUAUUGGUUGGUAGGAAAAGAUGGUCAUGAGAGGAAAAACCUUUUUAUAUAGAAAAAAAGCAACAACACUUUCCCCCCCUUAGAAAGGUUGUUAAAAUUUAACAACUUUUCAUUGGUGCAUUUCUUUUCUUUUUUUUUUCCUUUUUCUUUUUUACAAAUGUCAGUGGUCAAGCAGCAGUACAAGAUCUGUCCCGGCAGCGGCGGCAGCAGCAGCAGCUUUGGAAGAAGAGCUGGGAUCCAGUCAACACAUAAUGAACUGCUAACAGUGUUGUCUGUCUAAGUUGUUCACUCUUUUAUUUCCUGGAGACAUAAUGACUCUGCCAGCAGGACGAUCAUGCUCCUGGAGGCAGGACUGCCCGCUUAGUCAGAUGAAUCUGCAGAAGCAACAAAAAGAAGUCCUGCAAAGUUAGAUGAUUCAUUUUUUUUUUUUAAAUUAAACUUGAAUGUCAGUUUCAGGAUGUUUUAAGGUUGCACAGACCUUAAGUCAUUUUAGAUUUUUUUUUCUGGCGUAUGACAGGAUCCUGCUCUUCAAACACCCUGCGGGACUGAUGGUCGACUGCAUUGCCUGGACAACAAUGGAAGUAUGCAGCACACAGGCUGCAAUGUUUUCAAUAGCUUCCUCAAGACCAAGUAGCUGUGUAUAUAGACUUACAAGCCUUCUAUUGUUGGAAAUAAUCUUUCUUUUCAUCUAAAAGCAUUCAAGGUUUGCAUCUCUCCAAGUAAGGAUUCAGUUGAAUUGAAUUAGGGAUACAAAAUGGUGCACAUGAGCUUCAUACAACUAAUAUAAGUAUAUAAUUUUUUCCAUAAGAGGUUGUUAUUUAACAGAAUUCUCCUACUGAGGCUGAUGGACUGACUUUCAGCUUGUUGCCAGUGGACUCUGAGAAGACUGAUCAUGCCUUGAAAUAAGUAGGCAUCUGUUCUGAUCCCCAUCACCUACUUUUUCCUGUUUAAUGAAGGCGAUGAGGAUCCUCUUGGAGUUUGUCUUUCUCUGUGUCUUAACAUACUUAGUUUUGACACUCUGCUUCAGCUGUGUAUCUACAAAGUUGUGACACUGGUUUAUUUAACAGACGCUGGUGAAAUAGCAUUUGCCAGUAAUUCUUAAAAAAUAGUUUUAAACCACUUGGUGUUUUGUUUUUUUUUAGUAAUCAGAAUUUGAAAUUAUUUGCCAAUUUGCUGCUCCACCAGGGUAAAACAAAGUAUUAUUUACAGUACUGUUGGAUCCAGGUCUUUUGUAUUUAAUAAUGAUUUUCUGUCACUUCUUGCACACCUGGGCAAAACCGUAGCUGUUGUCAUCAGACAUAUAAAACAGAAACAAAUACCACAAAAGAAGGAUAGCUCCACUUUUUGCGGGAUUUCAAGUGUCUUGAAGGAUGAAUUGAAUGCACCUUGAGUGAUGUUUGGUUGCAUUUUUGCCCAAAUAUUCUUAAUUAACCUGUCCCUUUCUUUGUCUCUUUUUGUCUCUGCUCUCUCGGGUCUGUGUCUGUAGUCCUACCAGCUCAGCCAGCCUUUCAAACUGCCUCACACUAGUCAAAGAGAAACAAAUACUCACAUAGCAACAUUGAAAUAUGUCUUUGUAUGAUAUACUAAAACUAUGUUGGUGGGUUUGGUUUUUAUUUUUUCAGUUUUUAAAAUAAAUAUUUCAACUCAUUAAUACAGAAA